Sclerotinia trifoliorum is the source of this 3844-nucleotide messenger RNA. The record is from the annotation of a GenBank genome assembly. NCBI's taxonomy places the organism in Eukaryota, Fungi, Ascomycota, Leotiomycetes, Helotiales, Sclerotiniaceae.
GGGAAGUUACGGGACAACAGUACACGACACGUAAUUCGAUAAUUUUACUAUGGAUCAAAAUUUAAAACUAUAUCGUUCAGAUCUUUAAAGGAAAAACAAUCACAUUUGAAGUUCAAUUUCUUGCAUGUUUGGAGUUGGAAGGAGGUUUUUUUGAUUUUACAUUUAUAUAUAGAGGGGUGGCUUUUACUCAAUUCUUAACUUACCACAUUUCCUCUUUUCCGUUUCAAUAAAUGCGCAUGCCUCAGCCAUAGGCAUUCAGCAUAACGACAGCAUAUACUGCUGAUCGUUUUUAGCAGAUUUUAACUCGUUCUCUGAUAGACGGUAUUGGAGCUAUGUCGUGGCCGCACUUUGCAAGGUCUGGCAGUCCGUCGGUAUCUUUAUUGCCCAUGGCCAACCUUCCAUCUGGAAAUGAUAGAUUGCCAAUUUCUGAACCAUCUUCGAGACCAAGAUCAAGAGACAGGGCCGACUCAAAGAGCAGACAUACCCGAUCCUCCUCAGCGGUGGCCAAAGUUAGUGAACGCCCAAUCUCAGCUGAACCAGAGAGGAGUCCGACUAAUGCGCAACAGUCAACAGCAGAUGAAUUCUCAUCCCUUACGCCUGUGGAGACGGCAGAGCGAUUGCAGACCUCACUCACAGUAGGCCUGACACCGGCCGAAGCCCUUUCUAGAUUACACGAUCAAGGACCUAACGAACUUCCUCUCGAUCCUCCCGAACCGUUAUGGCUGCGAUUUAUCAAGCAAUUUAAAGAAACUUUAAUCCUUCUGUUGUUGGGCUCCGCUGUAAUGUCGGUGAUAGCUGGAAACAAAGAUGAUGCAAUCAGUAUUGCCGUUGCAGUUACAAUUGUGGUUACAGUAGGAUUUGUUCAAGAAUAUCGCUCUGAAAAGUCGAUCGAGGCACUGAACCACUUAGUCCCCAAUCAUGCACAUAUAAUACGAGGAGAAAUGAGAUCUACCACACCUAGAACACCGGCAUGGCCUCCUAGCGCCCGAAAAGUACCAGAGAUGGAUUCAUUAAUGGCGGAUUCUGGAUUUGACGCGGAUUCCAGUCUGGCAGAAAUUGUAUCGCAUAAAACCAUGGCAUCGAAACUGGUUCCUGGAGAUCUUGUUUUAUUUACCACUGGAGAUCGCAUACCAGCCGAUAUUCGUGUCACAAAGGCUUCAGAUUUAACAAUUGAUGAGUCUAAUUUGACUGGUGAAAAUGAGCCGGUCCGUAUUACUGCGGAAGCUAGGCAUAUAGAGUUUAGACCUGGAUCUAGCUCACUAGAACCACCGUCCCUCAAUUUUCCGUCCCCAGCAAGUGGAACAGUAGGUGCCGAUAUUAGUCUGAAUAGCACGACCAAUAUCGCCUUCAUGGGAACACUUGUGAGAUCUGGACAUGGCCAAGGUAUUGUUUAUGCGACAGGUGGAAAUACUCAUUUUGGGACAAUCGCUGCAAGCGUAUCGGAGACGGAAAGCCCUAGAACCCCUCUACAGCUUUCAAUGGAUGCUCUAGGAAAUCAAUUAAGUCAGGCUUCUUUCGUUAUCAUUGCGGUAAUUUCUCUAGUUGGAUGGUUACAAGGAAAAGCAUGGUUGGAUAUAUUUACAAUUUCGAUAUCCUUGGCUGUGGCAGCUAUUCCCGAGGGUUUGCCAAUCAUUGUUACCGUCACUUUGGCUCUCGGCGUACAUCGAAUGGCGCGACAAAAUGCUAUAGUACGAAAAAUGCCAAGCGUCGAAACUCUUGGAUCGGUCAACGUGGUCUGUAGUGAUAAAACAGGUAUGAUCUCUAUUCAUAUAACUUGACCAAAAUGCUAAGGUUAACAGGUACUCUUACCAUGAAUCAUAUGACCACCGUGAAAAUGUGGUAUUUCGAUGCCGAAGCUCCAUUAGAUGUUGAUUCGGAUGAUGAAACAGUGGAAGCUAAAGGUGAUACUGUUGCACUUCGAAUUCUUCGUAUUGGGAAUAUAGCUAACAAUGCACGACUAACUCAUCUUCACGCUCCAUCGGCAUCAUCGGUAGCUAUAUUGUCGUCUACUCAGGGUCGUGCUUCAAAUCAGGUCUUGAAGAGCAGGUGGGUUGGUCAGCCCACUGACGUUGCAAUGCUUGAUAUGCUGGACCGUUUUAAGGAACACGAUGUCCGUGAAGGCUUAGGGCAUCGUAUCGGAGAGACCCCAUUCAGUUCUGAAAAGAAGUGGAUGGGUGUGACCAUUGGAGAUUUGGGUCCGGAAGGCACAUCAAGCCCGAAGGAGCAUGCUUAUAUUAAAGGAGCCAUAGAGCGAGUGCUAGAAAGGUGUGAUACAUAUCUCACAAAAGAUGGCCGUGAAGUUCCUUUGGAUGCCUCAAAAAGACAACAAGCGUUACAAGCUGCAGAUAAACUUGCCUCUGAAGGACUUCGAGUUCUCGGUUUUGCUAGUGGUCCAGUUGCCAAGCACGCAAAAUCUUUGGCUCCGCAAAGCCGAAGUGGAACGCCAGUCUUAAAUUUAGACCACCAUGUAUCGCACAACGAAGAUGUCUAUAAUGGUCUCACAUUUGCUGGAUUGGUUGGUAUGAGUGAUCCGCCACGACCAGGUGUUUCAAAAUCAAUUCGAAGACUUAUGCGAGGUGGUGUCAAGGUCAUCAUGAUUACUGGUGACGCAGAAACCACUGCCCUUGCCAUUGCAAAAAAACUUGGGAUGUAUAUUGCAGCACCACGUGGCCAUACAAUAAAUUCUGCUGAAGUUCGACCUGUAUUACGAGGUGACGAGAUUGAUGAUAUGACCAACGAAGAGCUACAAACUGCCAUAGCGCACACUUCCGUAUUCGCUAGAACCAGCCCAGAUCACAAGAUGAAAAUUAUCAGAGCUCUGCAAGCUCGAGGCGAUAUUGUCGCAAUGACGGGCGAUGGUGUCAAUGAUGCGCCUGCGCUCAAGAAAGCCGAUAUUGGCAUAUCGAUGGGGUUACAAGGAACAGAUGUCGCCAAGGAAGCCGCAGAUAUGAUAUUGACAGAUGACGACUUUUCAACUAUUCUCAAAGCAAUUGAAGAGGGCAAGGGAAUUUUCAGCAACAUAAAAAACUUCCUUACAUUUCAACUUAGCACAAGUGCUGCGGCACUUAGCUUGGUAUUAGUUUGCACGUGUUUGGGAUUUAAAAAUCCUUUAAAUGCGAUGCAGAUCCUUUGGAUUAGUAGGUAAAAUAUUUGCAUUGCAUUACAUUUAUACUAACGGCUUCUCUAGAUAUCAUCAUGGAUGGACCUCCGGCUCAAUCAUUAGGCGUGGAGCCUGUGGACCCAGAUGUUAUGAACAAACCACCCCGAGUGAGAAAUGCUCCUGUACUUACAAGGGCGCUGAUCGCUCGAGUUCUUACAUCCGCCACAAUCAUCAUGUUAGGUACAAUGGCAGUUUACACUCACGAAAUGCUCUCGGAUGGCCAAAUUAGUAAGAGGGAUACAACAAUGACAUUUACCUGCUUCGUUCUUUUUGAUAUGUUCAAUGCGUUGAACUGUCGUUCAGAAUCAAAGUCAAUCCUCAGAGGUGAGGUCGGACUAUUUUCAAACAAAUUAUUCAAUUGGUCAGUAUCUUUAAGUCUUGGUGGACAAAUAUUGGUCAUAUACUUCCCUUGGCUUCAGGAGGUGUUUCAAACAGAAGCUUUGGCACUCACGGAUUUGGUGGGCUUGGUGAUUUUAACAAGUUCCGUAUUCUGGGCGGAUGAAGCAAGAAAAUGGUGGAAAUACAGGAGUAGGAGGACCCUUGGCAGUGGGUAUAGCCAAAUCGUAUAAAUGGAAUAAGUGGCUUUGAAUGCCUGUUGUAUUCAUAGAUUUAGUUGCAUAGAUGCGCAAGCGUAUACAUGUAGCAAAUGAAAAUAAGGAGGAUAUAAAAUGAGUUAUCAAUUAU